This is a messenger RNA of Lates calcarifer (barramundi perch), 6207 nucleotides long. Its product is annotated as paired amphipathic helix protein Sin3a. The coding region runs from base 241 to 4122 and encodes 1293 amino acids. The record is from RefSeq and is a predicted model, not a curated record. NCBI's taxonomy places the organism in Eukaryota, Metazoa, Chordata, Actinopteri, Centropomidae. Gene Ontology annotation, molecular function: transcription corepressor activity. Gene Ontology annotation, cellular component: chromatin. The transcript has 21 exons. Gene Ontology annotation, biological process: negative regulation of transcription by RNA polymerase II.
UAGACACGCCUCUAUGUUCAAGGAACACCGCUUCAUACAUACACUGUUGUUAGCGACGUAGCCACUACGGUCAAUUUCAUUUUUGACAUUUACAUUUGCGACCACUUCUCAGAAGUUCACCUUUUUAGUCACAGCCAGGUUAAUGUGCGAGUAGCGGCUUAGUGUUUGGACUUCGUUACACUGGUGUGUCAAGUUGUUGCUGGUGGCAGUCCUGCGAGCCCCUUUGAGUAUGUGUAUACAAUGAAGAGGCGUGUGGAGGACCAGGAACCAAUAUUUGCGCCCCAGCAACAGCAAUCACGUCGUCCCCCAGUUCAGGGUAUUGCAGAGAGCUUCCAGCACCGGGCACUCGCCCAGGCCCCUACUGUGAUAGAGGCAGCCACAGACAACAUGCAGCCAUCCACCGGCAUCCAGUAUUCUCUUCCCCAGGGCUACCAGGUACCUACGAUGCCUCAGAGCACAAGUGGGCAUGGACAUGGACACAACAGCACUGCACCACAUGUUGGUCCCCACACACACAGUCUGGCUGUUCAGUCGCAGGGCCCUGCAGUGGUCCAAGGUCAUGUUCAUCCACCCGCACCCAUAACUUCAACCCAAGGACAGCAGCAGUUUCAGCGACUGAAGGUUGAAGAUGCAUUGUCCUAUUUGGAUCAAGUGAAGCUGCAGUUUGGGAAUCAGCCACAAGUUUAUAAUGAUUUUCUUGAUAUUAUGAAGGAGUUCAAGUCGCAGAGCAUAGACACUCCUGGAGUCAUCAACCGCGUGUCCCAGCUCUUCAAGGGCCACCCAGACCUCAUCAUGGGGUUUAACACAUUCUUGCCCCCUGGAUAUAAGAUUGAGGUUCAAACCAAUGAUUUGGUCAAUGUGACCACGCCGGGUCAGAUCCACUACAUCACCCCUCAUGGUAUUUCUGUUCAGAACAUCCCUGGAAGUGGAGCAUCCAGCCAACCUGCAAGCCAUCACCAGCACCAGCAGAACCUGCCUCAGGCUGGCCCACACACUACCACCACCCCACCAGUCUCCACCCAGCCUGCUCCAAAUAAAACCAGCAAGCCAAUCCAGUCUCCAGCCCAUACACCCACCAGCCAGCCCAAUCCAUCCAUCCCAUCCUAUGCUUCACCACGCUCACCUUCGGUUCAGUCCCACACUCCUGUGAGCAGCACACCAUCUGGUGGGCCACCUCUACAGAACAACCAGCCUGUGGAGUUCAACCACGCUAUAAACUAUGUCAACAAGAUCAAGAACCGCUUCCAGGGUCAGCCAGACAUCUACAAAGCCUUUCUGGAAAUCCUGCACACAUACCAGAAGGAACAAAGAAAUGCUAAAGAGGCAGGAGGGAACUACACUCCAGCACUGACUGAGCAGGAGGUCUACACUCAGGUGGCAAGGCUAUUCAAGAACCAGGAGGACCUGCUGUCAGAGUUUGGACAGUUCCUGCCCGAUGCAAACAGCUCAGUGCUGCUGGGCAAGACCACACCAGACAGGGCAGAGUCAGUGCGUAAUGAUCACGGUGGGACGGUAAAGAGACCCUUAUUGAACAACAAGCAGAGGCUGAGCCAGAAUGGCCUGCCAAUCAGAAGACCUGCUGGAGUGGGAGCCACACCUCCUGUCAAGAAGAAACCCAAAAUAAUGGGAAAAGACCACGGCAUGACUGAAGUUGGCAAACAUAGCACCAGCACUGAAACUAUGUUCUUUGAGAAGGUGAAGAAAGCUCUUCGGAGCUCUGAGGCAUAUGACAACUUCCUGAGGUGUCUGCAUAUCUUCAAUCAGGAAGUGAUUUCUCGUGCUGAGUUGGUCCAAUUAGUCAUCCCAUUUCUCGGAAAAUUCCCUGAGCUUUUUACUUGGUUUAAAAACUUCCUGGGCUACCGAGAGUUUAGUCACGGGGAAUCGAGCCAUGCAGAGAGUUUACCCAAGGAGCGUGCGACAGAGGGUAUCGCCAUGGAGAUUGACUAUGCUUCCUGUAAGAGGCUGGGAUCCAGCUACAGGGCGCUGCCUAAGAGCUACCAGCAGCCCAAGUGCACAGGAAGGACGCCACUGUGCAGAGAGGUUCUGAAUGACACGUGGGUAUCGUUUCCGUCAUGGUCUGAGGAUUCUACGUUUGUGAGCUCCAAGAAGACUCAAUAUGAGGAGCACAUCUACAGAUGUGAGGAUGAGCGAUUUGAGCUGGAUGUUGUGUUGGAAACCAACCUUGCCACGAUACGAGCCCUGGAGACAGUGCAGCGGAGGCUUUCACGGAUGUCAGCCGAGGAGCAGCUGCGCUUCAAGCUGGACAACACAAUGGGUGGCUCCUCAGAGGUCAUUCACCGCAAAGCUAUCCAGAGGAUAUAUGGGGACAAGGCCCACGAUAUCAUUGAUGGGCUCAAGAGGAACCCAGCUGUGUCUGUUCCCAUAGUGCUGAAAAGAUUAAAAAUGAAGGAGGAGGAGUGGAGAGAAGCUCAGAGAGGCUUCAACAAAAUCUGGCGGGAGCAGAAUGAAAAGUAUUACCUGAAGUCACUUGACCAUCAAGGCAUCAACUUCAAGCAGAAUGACACCAAAGUGCUGCGCUCAAAGACCUUGCUCAAUGAAAUUGAGUUGCUAUAUGAUGAUCGCCAAGAGCGAGCAUCAGAGGAAACUGCCACUCCGCCACCUAGUGGCCCGCACAUGACCCUGGCCUAUGAGGACAGCCAGAUCCUGGAAGAUGCCGCUGCCCUCAUCAUCCACCAUGUCAAAAGACAGGUGGGCAUCCAGAAAGAAGACAAGUACAAGAUCAAACAGAUCAUCCACCACUUCAUCCCUGACCUGCUGUUUGCACGGCGAGGUGAACUCUCUGAUGUAGAGGAGGAGGAAGAAGAGGAGGAAGAAGACGUGGAGAUGGAUCAAGACGGCCCCAAGAAGCACAAUGGCCUGCCAGGCAGCAGCCCAUCAAAGUCCAAGCUCCUCUUCAGCAACACGGCAGCUCAGAAGCUGCGAGGCACUGAUGAUGCCUAUAACCUGUUCUACGUCAACAAUUACUGGUACAUCUUCCUUCGUCUUCACCACAUCCUCUGUUCUCGUUUGUUGCGAAUCUACGGGCAAGCUGAGAAGCAGAUUGAAGAGGAUGCCCGUGAGCGAGAGUGGGAAAAAGAAGUGUUGGGGCUCAAAAGGGAGAAAAAUGAAAAUCCAGCAAUCCAACUGAAAAUGAAGGAGCCGAUGGAUGUUGAUGUAGAAGACUAUUACUCAGUGUUUCUGGAAAUGGUGCGCAACCUCUUGGAUGGAAACAUGGAGCCAGCUCAGUACGAGGACUCACUGAGGGAAAUGUUUACUAUCCAUGCCUACAUUGCCUUCACCAUGGACAAACUCAUCCAGAGCAUUGUCCGGCAGCUCCAGCACCUUGUCACUGACGAUGUGUGUUCACGCGUAACGGACACAUACCUGAGCGAAAGUGCCAACAAAGCCACAGGGGGCACUCUGUCUACACAAACAUCCAGGGCCACGGCAGAGGGCGUCUACCAGCGCAAGGCAGAGCAGCUUAUGUCAGAUGAAAACUGCUUCAAGUUGAUGUUUGUGAAGAGCCGGGGAUCUGUCAGUCUGGCCGUGGAGCUGCUGGACACCGAAGAGGAGAACUCUGAUGAACCAGCAGAGGCAGAGAGGUGGUCAGACUACGUGAGCAGAUACCUGAACUCAGAUUCUGCAUCCCCAGAGCUGCGCGAACAUCUCGCCCAGAAGCCGGUGUUCCUCCCCAGGAAUUUGAGACGGAUAAGGAAGUGCCAGAGAGGAUGGGAGCAACUGCAGCAGGAGAGAAUGACCAAGGCCCCCUCAGACAAGUCGCAGGAUGGUAACAGUGAGAUGAAGAUGGAGUGCAUGUUCAAACUCAACUCCUACAAGAUGGUCUAUGUCUGCAAGUCAGAGGACUAUAUGUACAGGCACACAGCUCUCACACGGGCUCACCAGUCCCACCAACGGGUGAACACACGCCUGCACAGACGCUUUCAGGCCUGGCUGGACACUUGGGCCAAGGAGCACGUGACCAGCGACAUGGCCGUCGACAGCCGCAAGUGGCUGAUGGGAGACGGACAAGAAGGCCUGCUGUCCUGCACCACCACUUGCAACCCUGAGGUCCUCCAUUAUCUCAACAUAAACAAGUACCGGGUGAAGUACAGAACACUGUAGUAUCUCUAAUGUAAGGAUAAACUGUGGCACACAACAAACUGCCAGUCAUAACUUAUACUAUAGCUAUACAGUAGCUUCAUGCUGAUUUCUUCAACCUGCUGUUACUGGAUUCAGUUGCCAAAACCUUUUGGGUUGUCAAUCCACGAGUCAAACGGGAUGUCAAUUUUCCACUUCCACAUAUGUGUUUGAAACUGAUUCAGGAACUUUGUCGUAACUUUCAAGCUUACACUGCAAAUUCUGCAAAUUACGUGAGACUGAAGUUUUGCAGCUGCUGCCGUCAUAUAUUCUAUAUUGGAAAAACCCACCUGUCUCAGUAAUAUUAUCAUAUUAUUAAAUGCUGAUUUUUAAAUGAGAUAAAUACACAGAGAGAACACUCCUUACUGCAUCUUCUCUUUGGAGCAAUUGCCAGUUUAAACAAAAACAAAUUAGUUAAGCAUUUCAUGACAAAAACUCAUCAAUGAAAUAAGUGUUUUUAUGAGGACCACCUCAUCAUUUUACAGGAAAGAAAAACAAACAACCUCAGCUUUUCUCUUUAGGUAGCAAGAAUAAAUACCUGUUACCUCGGUGUAUGUUCUCUACUAAGUGUAUGUACUCUGACUUGGAGCCUAAUUUGGCUUCCAGUUGUAAACUUGUAUAGCCUGUGAAUGUUUUCCUACUUGGUGGUGAAGGUGCAGUAGUGCACUAAAAAUAUAUAUAUAUAUAUAUAUAUAUAUAUAUAUAUAUAUAUAUAUAUAUAUAUAUAUAUAUAAACAUCUCUGGCAACUGCUGGGUAGAUGCUUGGCAUCAGUGCAAUGCCAACAGUGUGUAUCAAGUAUAAUAAUUUAUGACCGCCCAAACACUUUGUGUAAAUAUGUUGUUUAUAUCUAGACUUUUUUUUUAUCAGCUGUCAUUUAUGUGUAGCGUACAUUAACACCCACAUAGUAUCAUUCUUUAGCUAGAGGUUGCAGAGAAGUUUAUUAAGAAAAUGCUAAAUUUUAACUGUUUUUUACCAAAGGAUGUUAAUUAGAGACCUUUUUCGUUUGUGGUCUGUCGAACGCGUUGUCCUAAAAGUCUUUGUUCAGUAGAAAAUUUUAUACGUGUUUUGAAUCCUCUGCGCAUUUCUACCUUCGGUCUUCAGUAUCAGUAUCACUCGUGGUUUUAAGAUGAUUGAAUGUAGCUGAGCACCAGUUUCUCCUUUUGAAAGUACAGUAUGUGUCAGUUUUUCAAAGUACUGAAGUCUUAACAGUACUAUCAACUUUUUCUUGUAUUCAGACUUUACCAAAUGGUUAGAAUUUGAACGACAGGUUCAGCGGUCUCAUAUUGUAACACGCAUAUAAAAACCGUACAGGAGUUGUUAUUUUUUAUGCGCAGUGUUGGUGAUGAACACUGACUGAUGUAUAGAAUAGGUCUAUAUGUGAAUGUCAGCCAUGUGACUUGUGUACAGUUUUAAGAGUAAAAAACAAGAACAAGCAAGCAAUAAUUCCUUUGGUCGCAGUUUAUCAAAGCUAUCAGUUUGUAUUUCUGGGUGAAAUACAAAUGUGAAUGUUGUAUUCCCUUAAAAGAGGGAUUUAAACUAAGGAUUUUUUAUUGCCUUUUCCUCUCUGCAGUUUGUUUAAUAAAACUGGAAUUGGUCCUGUAGAUAUUGUAGUUAAGGUCAGAUGGGAAAACAUCCAUCACACUAAAUGCUGUUAAGUCUGUUUCACUUUGGACAUUGACAGAUAAGCAACAGGCAUUUCCUAACAUUGCCAUUAUGGAAUCAGUCCGAUCAUUACAUGCAAAAAGCUCAGUAGGGAUGCACAGAUUAGCAACACUCCUGGGGGGGGACUGACAAAAUUUCAUCCUUCAACAUUCACCUGAUCUCAAGUUAAGGCAUCGGUCAGAGACAUAACCAGCUGCAGACAAUCUUAGAACAGUUUAUUACUUGGGUUUUUAUUUUUAUAACUAUACUGUGUUUAAUGUGGAAUACCAUAGGAAGUCCCGGGGAGCAGAUUGUACAUAAAAGACAUCGUUUGUACCUCGUUCAAUGUGUCUCUCUUCUCUUGACUUUUAUGAUGUUGUACAUGCGUGUUAGUAUGGUGUUUGGCAUUAAACUAUCUUUUGAAUAGA